CCGCCCGAGAAGUCGGCGUGUGGGGAGUGUGGGUCGCGUAAGUAUUGUCGCCGAGUGCGGCGUCUACUAUUGUCGACUCGGCCUCGACGUACCUCGUCCACUAUCGCGAUCCGGACAAUCGUAAACUCGGAGAAUGACGAAACUGAUUUGAGAUCAAAUGGCUCUUCCUGUUGUCUCCUUUAAAUGCACUCUGGUCGUACACAUCUCACUUCCUGGGCAACUGAGCGCAAGCCAUGGAGCACAGCAGACAGCUUUCUAGUCCAGUCGAUAUACCACAUUCUCUCUAUCCUGCCUCUCCACCCAGUACAGCUGGAACUAUCGACGAUGAGGUCAGCGAAGAUCAGGCAGCAUACCAGUCCGCACAGGUCCUACUGCAGAACGUACGACCAUCUCUGGCCUCUCUUUUCCGCUUCUGUAGUUGGAAAGAUGCGCUUCUGCUCAUCUUCGUCUCUGUCGUUAUUGCCAUAACUGGUAUAUACCCAUGUGUCAACGCCAUUCUCGUUGGCAAGAUCACAAAUGGUUUCUCUCUCUACAUGGCAGCGAAAGCAUCCCAGCAGCCCUUCGAUCUUGCAGCACAUGUCAGGCCGUUUCUCAUCGGGCAAGUAGUCGCCAGUCUCAUCUGUAUACCGCUAUGGACCAUCAUAUUUGUCUCUUGUCAAUUAUUUGCAGAGAAUCAAAUUCAGUCCGCAAGAAAGUCAUUUAUCCACUCUCUGGUUCGAAAGCCCAUCUCUUGGUACGAUGGUUUGGAAAGCCCCGGCGCUUUAAUCACAAGAUGCGAAACGUUUUUUGACGAAUUCGAGUCCGGAAUGUCUUCCAACUUUGCUUACUUGCUGUUUUACAUCAGCAAAGGAUGUAUCGCAAUGGGUGUAGCUAUGUACUUCUCAUGGCGUCUUACUCUUAUCAUCAUCGCAUGUCUACCGGUCGUUGCUCUGAUCCACAUGGCCGCCGAUACAUCUCUCACUCGUCUUUCACUGCUUAAGAAGAGCUCUUUGGCACAUGUAGCAAGCAUCAUCGAUAGAUCUAUCUCUGCAAUUCAGACCGUCAAACUGUUUAAUGGUCAGUCUCUCGAAUCCUCGAGGUUCACUAAAGAAGCAACACAGUCCAAGAAACUGUCAGAGCGCAGCUCGCUAUCUUAUGCCGUGCAGCAGGCGCUCUCCAAACUUUUCGUCUACGUACUCUUUGUUGCAUCGUUUUGGUAUGGCUCCCAUCUCAGCCAUAUCGGUCAGAUCCAGUCCGGCUCUGUGUUUACCGUUUUCUGGUGCUGCAAUAUAUUGGCUCACAGUAUUUCCGCGCUGGGCUUGAAGGCCAUCUUACUUAAAGGUGCUGAACAAGCAGCUCAGUCUAUUUGGGAUAUCUGUGCUGAUAAUGGCACUACCAGCAAACUGUUACAGGGAAUCGUGGCCCCAGAAUGUUUGGGAAGGAUUGAUUUCAAAAUGGUGUCUUUCGCGUAUCCAUCCCGACCUGAUCAAUUGGUUCUAAGAAAUGACAGUUUCCACACUCCCGCAGGCCAAUUGACUUUUAUCGUUGGUGGCUCUGGCUCGGGAAAGUCUACGAUACAUGCCUUGAUUAUCGGUCUCUAUCAGUCAAAAGUUGGGAGCAUAUCCGUCGACGGUAUGAAUAUUGAGUUUCUCUCUCAGACAUGGCUCCGCCGUAUGAUUACAGUCGUACAGCAGGAAAGUGUUAUUUUCCGUGAUUCUAUAGAGAACAAUAUCAAGCUCGGGGUGGAGAAUCCGGGCGAGAUAGAUGAGGAGACUGUCAGUCAAGCUGUUAGAGUUGCUCUGUUGGAAGAGACGAUUAAGAACAUGCCAGAUGGUCUUAAGACAUUUCUCGAUGGCUCCGGAAGUGAACUGAGCGGGGGACAACGCCAGCGACUUGCGCUUGCUCGGGCGGUGGUAAGGAAUACACCGGUUCUGAUUCUGGACGAAGCUACUAGCGCCUUGGAUAUUGUGUCGAGAAGCCUGGUAAUGGACGCGAUUCGAACUUUGCGGCAAGGAAAAACAACAAUCGUCAUCACGCAUGAUAUCACGCAGAUCCAAAAGAAUGAUUCCGUGAUUGUAAUGAUGGACGGCCAGGUUGUUCAGCAAGGAACCCGGGACGUACUUGAGCGAGAUAAUGCGGGUGCGUUUGCGAAAUUGAUCAAAAGCUCUCGGGCGGAGGCUGAUCAGGAGAUGGAGGCUCGAGAAGAUUUUGAGGAGAGCCCUUUUGAGAAGUACAAUUUCAAUACGCGUUCCCGGAAAUUUGCGUCCCGUCGACACAGUACUGCUGCUGACCACAAUCUAGCUGUUGCAAAGCGCAGAAGCUACGAGGUUCUUGCAAAGCGCAAAAGCUACGAGAUUCUUCCACGCAGCGAAACGAGCUGGGACCUGGCCGGAAACCGAUGGUCUAUGCCAUAUUCUGGCGGUCUGGGGUGGCAAGAUCGACGUGCUUCGUUGACGUCGCUGAGAAUGUCGGAAGUUGAGCGGCCUUACUCGGAGUUUCAGAUUGAGGACUACCUUGAUAACGAGCAGUUCGACUCAGAUCAAGCUGCACAAAAGCGAAGGAGUGACUGGGUCAAAGCUGACAAGCGGGUAAUUAUCAGCGAAGACGAAACAGAAAAAGCAGUCGAUGGUGUCGAAGAGUCAGUGGUCAAAGACGACUCUCCAAAACAGACUAUUGGGAUGGGCAGCUUCAUCAAGCUUGUGCUUCUAUCACAAAAGCGCAAAUCCGUGGUUUUCCUUGGCCUUUUAUGUGCGGUUCUCAACGGAGCAGCAAUGCCUGCAUUCUCGUUUACCUUCUCAAAGUUGUUGGCAUCAUUGUUCACAGCUACGAAUGACUCGUCUGGAAAAAGCACGAUUUUCUGGCCGCUUAUGAUCUUGCUUGUUUCGGUCAUUGAUGCUAUCACUACAUUUGCAAAUCUAUUGCUACUUGAGGUGUCGGGUAUCCGAUGGAUUUAUCGGCUACGAGUUCUUGCGUUCCGAAAGGUCCUGACCAGAGACUAUAGCUGGUUCUUUGACCCUUCGUCUUUGGCAAACGAUUGCCUGCAGGACGGGGCAAUAAUCAACAGAAAGGAAGACGGUGAUAAGAAGGCAUUGGGCAGCGAUCUUUCCCAGACCAUCAUCGAUAGAUCACCGGCCUCGAUGGCCAACGCUAUUGUCAAUAACUCGGAAAAGGCCCAGUUUAUUCUCAGUAGGCUCGUUGGUCCGUUUCUGAGUGCGUUUGUAAUGUUUUUACUUGGUAUCUCUUGGGCGUUUGCAGUUGGCUGGAAACUCACGCUUGUUGGUCUUGGGCUUGCUCCGUUUGCAAUUUUGUCAGCAAGACUGAUGAACGAUGCUUCCUUCCUCUGGUCACAGAAGUACAAACAGGAGCAGGAGAAGUUUUUGGAAACUGCCUAUGAGGUGAUUACCAAAAUAGAGACCGUGAAAGAUCUCGUAUUGGAGCCAUACUUCCAGGUCAAGCUUUCUGAGUCGGCUGCAAACAUUAGGCGGGUAGGCCUGAGGAGAGGCUUGUAUAUUGGAAUUUGCCAGGGCGUUGCAGGAUUUGUCGAUAAUGCGAUUCAGAUAACACUGCUUUUUGCUGGCUCGAUGUUCAUCUCAAAGGGCUGGUACUCAGUCGCGCAAGUGCUAACUGUCUUUUCGCUGAUUAUCUUCUCGAGUACCAACACUGCCUCCAUUCUGGGCUCCCUUCCAGAGGAAUCAAAGGCCAAGAACGGAGGCACUAAUCUAUUGGCUCUAGCGAUGAUGAUUGAUGAUGACGGGUCGCGCGCAGAAAGCUCAGGUAGCGAUCAUCGCGAGCCUGGUUCGGAUUCCGAGAGUGAGAAGAGCUUGAAAAAUGCGAUAGACAGCGUGGUUGAGUUCCGGGACGUCUCGUUCACGUAUCAAGGUCGAGAAGUUCCAGUCCUGCAAGACGUCUCGUUACGGAUCGAGCCUGGCGAGUCAGUCGCGAUCGUUGGCUCUUCCGGCAGCGGCAAGUCAACGCUAGCUAAUCUUCUCACAAGAUUGCUGCUACCUACGAACGGCAAAGUUAUGUUCCAGGGAACAAAUGUGAUGGAUUACGACAUUGGGUUGCUUCGGCGACGUAUUGGAGUUGUCACGCAAGCUGCCCAACUGUUUGAUGGUUCAAUAUAUGAGAACAUUGUAUAUGGUCUUGCGGACAACCAGGUCUCACGACAGGAUGUCGAGGACGCGUGUCAACAAGCCGGCAUUCUUGAGCUCAUCUCCUCUCUUUCAGAAGGAUUUGAGACUCAGCUGGGAGGUUCUAUAAUGCUUUCAGGAGGGCAAGCUCAACGAAUUGCAAUCGCGAGAGCGAUUGUUCGUAAACCAGAGUUGCUGAUUCUGGAUGAGUGCACGUCAGCGCUUGAUGCUACGUCUGCUGAACACGUGCGGAAAGCGAUCAAGACAAUUACCGACAAGGAUAUUGUCAGCGGGAGCGCCAAUGGGGGAAGAUACAGGCCGACGGUGUUGAUAAUUACUCAUUCGAGGGAGAUGAUGGAGUUUGCGGACCGGGUUGCUGUUUUGGAGUCGGGAAGCAUCACGGAAACGGGUGUGUUUUCACAGUUGCUGCGACGAAACAACAGUCGUCUUGCGAACCUGAUCAACCACGAGUCGUAAGAAAUCAAUCAAUUUUGGUAGUUGGUAGUUUUAUUUGAAUUUUGGGAUUUCUUUACAUAAAGUGCGUAUAGAAGUCGAUUAAAACCGACGUAGUUGCGCGCCGUACGCAGU
Messenger RNA from Myxozyma melibiosi, 4697 nucleotides. Its product is annotated as P-loop containing nucleoside triphosphate hydrolase protein. NCBI's taxonomy places the organism in Eukaryota, Fungi, Ascomycota, Lipomycetes, Lipomycetales, Lipomycetaceae. The record is from RefSeq and is a predicted model, not a curated record. Gene Ontology annotation, molecular function: ATP hydrolysis activity; ABC-type oligopeptide transporter activity; ATP binding. Gene Ontology annotation, cellular component: membrane. Bases 234 to 4586 code for a protein of 1450 amino acids. Gene Ontology annotation, biological process: transmembrane transport. The transcript is spliced from 4 exons.